Messenger RNA from Gavia stellata (red-throated loon), 1524 nucleotides. It is a transcript of the gene SLC43A3, whose product is annotated as solute carrier family 43 member 3. Gene Ontology annotation, biological process: transmembrane transport. NCBI's taxonomy places the organism in Eukaryota, Metazoa, Chordata, Aves, Gaviiformes, Gaviidae. Gene Ontology annotation, molecular function: transmembrane transporter activity. The record is from RefSeq and is a predicted model, not a curated record.
AUGGCGGGGGGGGGCGCGGGGGUGGCCAAGCGCCUGGGGACCCUCCUCUCGGGGCUGCUGGAGUGCGGGGCCUUCUGCGGCAUCAUCUUCGGCUGGGCCUCCCUCGUCUUCGUCCUCAAGGACCUGGGCUACUUCGAGGACCUGUGCCAGCCCACCGCCACCCCCGGCCCCAACCAGACCCUGCUGCCCGACUGCAGCCGUCAGGAUGAGCAGUUCUCUCUGGUCUUCACCAUCGGCUCCUUCAUGAACAACUUCAUGACCUUCCCCAUGGGCUUCGUCUUCGACCGCUUCGGCACCACCGUCGCCCGCCUCAUCGCCAUCUCCCUCUACACCGGCGGGACCCUGCUCGUCGCCUUCUCCACCCCAGAGCUGGCAGUGCUGCUCUUCCCGGCCAUGUCCAUGCUGUCGGUGGGCGGCAUCCUCCUCAUCCUCACCAACAUGCAGGUGGGUAACCUCUUUGGGAAGUACCGCUCCAUCAUCAUCACCCUCUACAACGGGGCCUUCGACUCUUCGUCUGCCAUCUUCCUCAUCAUCAAGGUGCUGUACGAGCACGGGCUGUCCCUGCGGGCCAUGUUCCUCUUCAUGGCGGCCUGCAGCGCCUGGCACCUGCUGCGCACCCUCUUCCUCAUGCCCCGCACCCGCAUCCCCUACCCGCUGCCCCCCGCCUACAACUACGGGCUGCGGUGCCCGGGGCGGUCCCAGUCGUAUCGCACCUAUGAGGAGAAGCGCCCGCCGGGGGAGGCCGGCCCCGAGGAGACCCCCCUGGAGCCCAGCGCCCCCAGAGGCGGCGGGGGCCCCCCCGGGGUGCCCUUCAGGGCCUGCGUCUGCUCCGGGCUCUUCGCCUGGCACGUGGCCUGGCUCUCCGUCAUGCAGCUGCGCCACUACCUCUUCAUCGGCACCCUCAACCCCCUCCUCGACCACCUGGCCCGCGGAGACCACCGCCUGGUGAGCACCUACACCAACGCCUUCGCCUUCACCCAGCUCUGCGGGGUGCUCUGCGCACCGUGGAACGGCCUCAUCCUCGACCGACACAAGCGGGGCAAGACCCCCCGCCCCGAGGGGGCCCUGGGGGCACUGGCUGACCUGCGGGCGUCCGUGCUGUCGCUGGCGGUGACGGUGACGCAGUGCGUGCUCUUCUCGGUCUGCGCGGCGGUGCCCAUGCUGCCCGUCCAGUUCGCCACCUUCGUGCUGCAGGUGCGCCGCUCCUUCCUCUACGGGGGCAACGCCGCCUUCCUGGCCAUCGCGUUCCCCCCGCAGCACUUUGGGAAGCUGUACGGGCUGGCCAUGGCGCUGUCGGCGCUGGUGGCCCUGCUGCAGUACCCCUGCAUCGCCCUGGUGCGCGGGCCGCUCCGCGGGGACCCCUUCUACGUGAACUUGGGGCUCAUCGCCGUGGUGCUGGUGGCCUUCGUCAGUCCGGUGGUGGUGGCCCGCGAGUGCCGGCGGCGAGCCAAAGAGUUGGGGGCUGCCGGCACCCCCCUCGCAGCCCCCCCAAGCGCCGAGACCCCCGCCGAGAUGCCCCACUGA